GUCAGUCAUUCAGAACGGCUUGAGCGCAACUAGCUCUAGUAAUCGUAUGCAUAUUGUGUAGAAUGCAACUUGAUGCAUUUGUCUUAUCAAUUCUCAGCUGCGUAGUUCAAUCAGUUAAACUCGAAUGUGUUGUGAAGUUCUCAGAAACCGACGCCGGCAGAGGUGUUUUAAGGAAAACAUUCGAAAACUCAAGUUUUUGUGAAUAUCUUGGAAUCAGAUAUGGAACAGCGGAGCGGUUCCAGCACUCCAAGCUGGUGGAGCCACAAGGUCAGCUGGAAUUCUCAACCCGAGGAAAUGUGUGCCCACAGCUGGACGACCUGAACUACCCAACGAAAGUUCUUGGCGAUGAGGAUUGCUUGUUUCUGAAUGUGUACAGUCCAUUUGACACCAGUGGCAGACCGCUAUAUCCAGUGUUGGUUUUCAUCCACGGAGGAAGUUUCACCAUAGGAUCGUCCUACUAUGAUGUCCACGGUGUUGAUCUUCUGAUUGAUAAUGGUAUCGUCAUAGUCACCAUCAACUACCGAUUGGACGUUCUCGGAUUCCUUCGAUAUCCAAAGUUCAACAUUUCCGGAAACUAUGGCUUAGGUGAUCAACAAACUGCCCUCCAAUGGAUUCGCAAGUACAUAGAACACUUUGGAGGAGAUACGAAUAAAGUGACCGUGAUGGGCCACAGUGCUGGUGCUUCGUCCGUUAAUUACCACAUGUAUUCCAACAAAUCGGCCGAAUUAUUCCACCAAGCGAUUCUUCUGAGUGGAAACUUUCUCAUGCCGCAUGCAUUUGUCUACGAACCGGAGAAAUAUGCCGAUUACUACUUUCGACAGUUGGGAAUAUCUACCCGGGAUCAGUUGAUCGAUCGUGAUUUUAAGGAUUAUUUCUUCUUGAACGACACCUCACGCACGUUGGGAACCGUUUUCGCCAGUAUGCAAUUUCCCUGUUUCCUACCAACAAUCGAUGGGGUGUUCGUAACUGAUUCCCCUCAUCAGUUGAUUUUGCAGAACGCAUCAAACAGCGGAAUUCCAAUGUUGGUAGGAACAACAUCAAAUGAGUUUUUGUUUUUACUAAAUUAUGUGAAGGGAUACUUUUCGUGGGAUGUGAACUUCCCAAAUCGCAAUAAUGAAUCGCUGCUGGCGCAAAUUGAGGGAUUUAUACAAUCGCAAGCAGAGUUACAGGUUCAGUCUGGAUUUGUCAGUGACAAGGAGGAGUUCUUUAGGAAUCUUGCUAAUUAUGCGAACAUGGUCUACCCCGUGGAUGAUUUCAUAGAGAGGACAAUCACUGGAAAUCAGACAAGUUCCAUUUAUCGGUAUCGGUUUGACUUCGAUGGGAAGUUUGCUUGGUAUAAGAAUGAGUUCUAUAGAUCCAAGAUAAAUACUUCGCACUCAGGAGCUAUGCAUGGAGAUGAUCUUGGUUACAUUUUUACUCCGUACAAUGUGGAAGAAGCGCUUGAACAUCAGGAAGAUUAUGUCAAUGAGUGGAGAAUUCACAGAAGGAUGACGACAUCCGUAUCCAAUUUCGUAAAGCACGGGUAAGUCUGUUGAAUGAGGAA
Messenger RNA from Armigeres subalbatus, 1543 nucleotides. RefSeq names its product juvenile hormone esterase-like. The coding region runs from base 63 to 1526 and encodes 487 amino acids. NCBI's taxonomy places the organism in Eukaryota, Metazoa, Arthropoda, Insecta, Diptera, Culicidae. The record is from RefSeq and is a predicted model, not a curated record. The transcript is spliced from 2 exons.